AUGCCAUUGAAGAUCCCAAAUCUAUCGACCACGGAUGCAGGACUGGCUCUGACCCAGCUGGAGAACAGUCUUCAGCAGAUUGAGGCUACCGGAGAGGCGUGGCAAUACAAACAGAGAGAGUUGUCCCAAAUAAUCGAUAACUUUGAACAGUUGUUGGCAGAGAAAGUUCCACUGUAUGAGAAAUUAUCUGAACGCCCAAUCCGCGUCGCGUUGGAUGGUAAAAUGAGGGAACAGGCUCGUCUCUUUUACAGAGAUGUGACCGCAUUGCGGUGCCGUAUCGAGAUGCAUUCUUCCGACGCUUUAUCGCUCCAAACCUCCGGAACUGACGAAUUUUCGUAUUUUAAUACUGGUGCUGAAGUGUCUGUCUCUCCUUUCAAGAAAGUACAAUGGAUGAAAAGUGGUGUCUUAAAGAAAAAAAUAGAGCAACUACAAUUGGAAAGCAAGCAGAUAAUUCCCCGCAUGCGAGCAUAUCUAGCUUCACUAUCCGUCAAUUUGAAUGCCAGUGAUUCGGAGACGCCGGCUUCCCUACCCACCGCAGUUGCUCCUGAGUUUCUUUUACCGCCCACCAAUGAUCGUAAUCGUCAAGCUAAUGGAGAAGAACAAUUUUACGUGACAAAUUUCUCGGACGCUGACAUACUGGAUAUGAGCCCUCGAAACAGCUCUCUUAGUGCUUCUCCUCCACCAUACUCCUUAUUCGAUCCUAGCGAACAGGCCUGCAUUGCGGCAUUAACGUCUGAGCAUUGGGCUCAGGGUCUACAUAACGCAACUGCUGGCAAUCAUAGUCCUCCAAGCUCCCAAUUGCGCGUCGUUAUCGAUGGCCUUGACGCAUGCCACGCUCAUAACGAUGACCCCGACCCAAGGCUUAGCAUGAUGUCGACAGCCACUUAUGUUACGGCCGCGUCCACUCUACCUCCAAGUAGCAUUGGGAACCUAUCGACGAUUCCGUCGUUGGAGUACUUGUAG
Mycena indigotica is the source of this 963-nucleotide messenger RNA. RefSeq lists its product as uncharacterized. NCBI's taxonomy places the organism in Eukaryota, Fungi, Basidiomycota, Agaricomycetes, Agaricales, Mycenaceae. Bases 1 to 963 code for a protein of 320 amino acids. The transcript has 11 exons. The record is from RefSeq and is a predicted model, not a curated record.